Messenger RNA from Beauveria bassiana ARSEF 2860, 3864 nucleotides. RefSeq names its product MRC1-like domain-containing protein. The transcript is spliced from 2 exons. Gene Ontology annotation, biological process: activation of protein kinase activity; mitotic G2 DNA damage checkpoint signaling; mitotic DNA replication checkpoint signaling. Gene Ontology annotation, molecular function: anaphase-promoting complex binding. NCBI's taxonomy places the organism in Eukaryota, Fungi, Ascomycota, Sordariomycetes, Hypocreales, Cordycipitaceae. The record is from RefSeq and is a predicted model, not a curated record. Bases 1 to 3864 code for a protein of 1287 amino acids.
AUGUCCGCGCCGUCCUCGCCAGCGUCUUCGCGUCGAGGUUCGCCAGCUCUCAUGCUGACGCCUCGCUCAAAGAUCAAGGCUCUCCUUGCUACUGUUGACAGCAGUGAUGAAGAGACCGGCGCAACUACGGCGUUGAAAAAGCCUGGUCGAACUACGGUUCGGCCCGCUUUUGCACAGCUCGACGACGACGAUGAUGAGAGCGAGUCCGACGUCGAGAUCCGCCCCCGAGGCAGACUUGCUGCCCGGAUGCAGGCUAAUAGCACAUCUCGAAACGAAGAAAGACCUCAAAAUGCACGUGAACGCGUGAGACAAAUGCUGCAAAGCGAAGAGAAACAUCAACAGUCUCGAGAAGAACAGGACGAUUCGGAUGACGAUCUGCCUGUCGCUCCUCGUCGUCUGCAGCGUCGCCAAGCUCGCGAAGCUACACCAGAGCAAGAUACCACUCGGCCGAAUCAAGACCAACCUUGCAGCCCUGGUCUCUUUGUCUCGUCUCCAGCAGGCCCUUCCCCAUCUCGCAGUGUGCAGCACAACGGCUUGAGUUCAGACAGCGACGACUUGCCCGCUCUCAAAUCGGACCGCUUCAAAGCCCUCAUUGAGAAAAAGCGCCAGGAGCGUCUGGCUCGCGAAGCCAAGGAAGAAGCUGAGCGAGCCGAGCGUCGAGCCCGUCAGGAGAAGCUGGCCUCGGAGCUCGACAGCCUCGACUCCAACGCUGACGACGUAUCAAACAUUGACGACGACGAGGGUGGCCAGACCUUGACACAAAAGUCGGUCCGCCCCCCCCGCAAGGCCAGCAAAAAAGCCAUUGAGGAAAUCAACCGCGAGACGCAGCGCAUGGCCCGAAGCAUGCAGCUGGCCCACCAGCCCAAGACGCGAAAGACGUUUACAAAGAGUAGUCUGUUUCAGAGGUUCAACUUUAGACCCGAUGACCAGCCUGCUGAGACAGUCGAUGAGCCUGCCAGCUCAAGCCGCCCAACUACGCCCCAAUCCGAUGUCGAAGUGGCAAACACCGAAACGCCACUUAGCUCACCCACGUCAGCCCAGAAGAGCGCGAAUGCGUUCACCGUUAUUCAGGCUGUGUCAGAUAAUGACGAGGACAUGCCCACCCUGGACGAACUUGCUUGUUCUGCGCAUGCUCAGCCUAUCGACAAGGGCAAGGACAAAGCCGUUGAGGUAGCUGACGAGCAGCCAGCUGAGGUAAAGUCCAAGAAGCAGUCUCGCAUCCGCCUCCCCAAUCUUAUCAAGACAUUCUCUGCCGACUCUGAUGACGAGCUUGAAAUCAUUGUCACGGUUCAAGACAAGGUCAAAGCUGUCUUUGAUAGUGUGCCUAUCAAGACCGCACAGGAGUCGCGCUCCCUGCAAGUACAUCGUGCUCUGGCGCUUGAGCAAGCACCGGACACAGAUAUGAGAAUUACGAGUGGUCAAUUUCAGGCUGCUCUGAGGCAAAAGGUCAGACAGCAAGCCAAGUUGGAGCGUACCCGUCGACUUGAGCUUCUCAAGUCUCAGGGCAUUGUUGUUCAGACUGUGGGGGAGCGCGAGAAGCAAAUGGAAGAGGUGGAAGAUAUUGUGGCCAAGGCUCGCAGAGAGGUGCAACGUGUCACGGAGCACGAGCGCGAAGCCGCCAAGAAGAAGGGAACAGAAACCCCCGUCAACGAUCCUCUUGCUUGGGACGACAGUGAUGAUGAGUAUCAGGCUUCGGAAAAUGAGGCAGAGGUUGAAGCCAUCGAGCUUUCCGGAUCUGAGGAUGACCAAGUUAAUGAGGCCGAUGAUGAGAGUGACGCGGUCAGUACCACGUUUGAUGUCGAGGCUGAGGAGACAGAUGGCAAGGAGGAAGCCGGGGCUGGCGAUGAUGAUGCGGAAGAGACUGCGAUUCAGACGCGUCGUAGACGCCCCAGAAUCGUCACUGUAGUGCUCUCGGACGACGAAGGCGAAAUAGAGAUCAAGGCUACACCUGAGCCAGCCAGGCCAACCAACCAGAUAUCACCCGCUGCGACAAAAAACGCCUCUCCUGCUGCGCCGGGCUCCGUUUUGCGAUCGGCCAAGAAGACUUUCAUUCCCGGCCUGCCUGUCAAGGGACCAGCGGGUCUCGGACUAACACAAAUCUUUGCUGGCACCAUGGAUGACAGUCAGAUGGGCACCGUCAAUGGUCCUACUCAGUCCAUGAUGCCCGACUUUGAUCAGUUCCCCGACUCCAACUUUUCAGCAACCAUGGAUCAGCCUGAGGAUAGCAUUAUCGAGGAUUCUCAGCGUUCCGAGACGCAGGGGACUGCGCAGAACACUCUUAUCGACUUGUUUAAGUCGCAAAUGCACGGUUUCGACAGCCAAAUGCAGGAAUAUCCGGGCGAAACCUUUGAAGUUUCUCAGGACGGCGGCUUUCAAAUUCGAACGCCUAUCAAGGAGCGCUUCGUCGAGCUGCCAUUUUCUACCGAUGCUACCGAAAUUCCUGGUACCAUGGAAGAUGGCCCUCGGGCAUCACCACUCGUGCGACGCGGCAAGCUUCGUCGUAGGGCUGAUGUUGAGACCGCUAUUGAACCUACUCAGCCUACUCAGCCCAUCUCAACUGAAGUCUCUAUCACUACACAAGAUGCUUUUGCCAAGCUGAAUGAACAGGCAAAGCAGAAAGCGAAGCGACACCUCACAGAUGCUUUUGACGCUAAAACUAGCAAGGCCAAGGAGUUGUUUGAGCAGGAAGCUAUGGAGUCUGAUGACGAGUAUGCCGGCCUUGGCGGUGUUGAUGGCGAAGACAGUGACAACGAGUCCAAUGCCUCUGUGCAGGAAAUGAUCGACGAUGCCGCUGCAAGCAAUGCCGAUGACAGCAAGCUGGCUGCUUUUUAUGCUGACCGAACCCGCGCAGAGGACGAACAGCAGGUCGAGAAGCUGUUCAAGGACAUCACUACAGGUAUGCUGCGCCGCAAGCGUGGCGCCGGUUACGACCUUUCCGACUCUGACGACGAUGGUGAGGCGCGCCAACGCAUGAAGCGCCGCCAGUCUGCCAAGAUGCGGAAAGCUCUCUUCACAGACGAGCGUGUCAAAAAGUUGGCCGAAACCCCCGGUAAUCAGGCUUUCCUGCGUACUAUUGAGGACCGCGACAGCGAUGAUGAGAUGAAUAUCCUGGAAGUUAUUGAAUCAUCCUGGCAGCACGACUCGUCACAGGCCCCUGCUCCCGAAUCACAAAACGUUGGUCAGCAGACGAUUCCCGAGAGCCAGCCUAUGCAGCCCGCCCGUCAGGCACUCGCCACCGCGAGCAACGACGGCGAUUACCAUAGACCUCCCGCCCACAUGCGCAGGACGAAAAUCCCCAAGAAAUUAUCCAACAUUGGCGACGUUCGAGAGACGCUUUCCAACUUGCUCGAAGAGCCCGACGCCACGUUGAUUCCCGCAACAGAGGCCGGCUCUGAAAGCGAAGACGAAGACGUGGCACAACAUACCGGCAACAAGGAGAAUCGUUCUCCGCGACGCACAACUACUGGCGUCAUUGACCGCAUCAAACUCAAGAGAGACAACUCCAACGCCUCGACGCGCAGCGGUCGACUUGCGUUUGCCUCGGCGGGAUCGGCGUCGGGUGUCGCGUUCAAGGUGCCGUCUUUGCUGCACCGCGCGAGGACCAACUCGUCCAUGACAUCGACGGCGGCGAGCAUCACAUCGAACAGCUCGGCCGGCACCGCGGCGGGCGGCUUUGGCGACGAGAACAAGAUUAAAAGGACGGCUGGCAAGCGUAGCGGCGUGGUGAGCCGCGCGGUGCCGGUCAAUGAGGGCCACGCGCGCAUACAAGAAAACGAGCGCCGCCGCGAGGAGAAGAUGAUAAAGGUCGCGGAAAAGAGAUUUGGUGGCUUGGUGGAACUAUUUAGCCGCGGCUCAUUUGCAUAA